UAUGAUUGGAUUUCUAAUUUGCUUGGUUGGAUUGAACCUAACCAGUCUUCAAUUAGAACUUUUUCUCUUAACAACGGAACUGCUUCAACAGUUUACACCAACCUUCAGCAACCCAUAUCACUUACGGUUGACGCAAUUAAUGGUGAGAUAUUCUGGAUCUCAACUACUACAUACUCUAUAAUACGAGGAACCUGGUACAGAAAACCUCCAAAAACCAUUAUAUCUGACUUAGAUGACCCGAUGUUCCUUAAAUAUGACACUACAAGUCAAAGGCUAUUUUGGCUGGAGAGUGGCCUACUCGUAAAAAGUUCACUGCCCAACGGGACAGACAUUAAAAGUCAUAUCAUAGCCUCUCGUGCAACAGAUCUGUUUAUUUACAAGGAUUUCAUUGGCUGGCUAAGUGGAGAGGAAAUUCAUUUUUCAAGCAAAACAUCGUCUGCAUCAGAAGUUUACUUCAAUAUAUUUCCAAACCCAAUGGAGGUUGGGGUAUUUGAUCCAACUCUACAAGAUGAUUUGAGAGGCACUUGUAAAAUUCUCAAUGGAAGAUGUGAUGAUAUUUGUAUUCCUUCAGAAACCGAAAGUAAAUGUGGAUGCGAUAUUGGUUUACAACUUCAAGCAGAUCAAAAGUCAUGUGACAGUAAUAUUCAGAAUACAGAUUUCAUAAUUGUGUCUGAUUUCACCCAUGGACGAAUUCUACAGAUCAAUUUUAAUACAGAAGAAAUUGUGAAACUACCAAUCAAUGUACAACACACCUCAGGAAUAACUUUAGAUAAAAUGACAAAGGAGAUAAUUCAUUCCAAUUCAAUUUCGAGAACAGUACAAGUAUUUUCUCUUCAAGGAAAACAAUCAACCUUGACAACUGUAACAGGCUUUGCUUAUGCUGAGCGUAUGGCAGUUGACCAAUCAACCGGAAACAUUUACUUCACGGCAAUUUCUUCUCAGCCAAAUAGCAGUUAUGUUGGAGUUUUACACAGAACACAAUUAGUUCACAAAAUAUUGAUACAUGACUUGCAAAAUCCAAGAGCAAUUGUAUUAUAUUCAGCAAAAGGAAUACUGUUUUGGACAGAGACUUUGGAAGUUUCCAAAAUAGGAAGGGCAUUCAUGGAUGGUACCUCUAAAGAAUACAUAGUAACAAUCAGUGGUGGAUUCCUAAAUGGUUUAGCUUUGGACUUUGAAACUGAUCGACUCUACUGGACUGAUGGUCAGAGGAACACGAUAGAAUACUCGGAUCUCGAUGGAAGAAACCAACGCGUUUUGAUGACCGACAAGGAUGCACAACUUGUUGACAUUGUGUUAAAUGGACAGUUUCUGUACUAUACGGCAUGGAAUAGACAACGUAUAACAAAAAUUGAUAAAACCAAAGGAACGGAAGUUCCCUUUAUGAAGAAUCACCCAGAGCUUGGACGGCUUGACAGUAUUGAUAUCUAUUCUAACGACAUCAUUGAUGGUAAUUAA
Messenger RNA from Saccostrea echinata, 1455 nucleotides. RefSeq names its product low-density lipoprotein receptor-related protein 6-like. Bases 241 to 1455 code for a protein of 404 amino acids. The transcript has 10 exons. The record is from RefSeq and is a predicted model, not a curated record. NCBI's taxonomy places the organism in Eukaryota, Metazoa, Mollusca, Bivalvia, Ostreida, Ostreidae.